UGUGUCAUGGAUCAAAUACUAGGGUUUUACAUGUAAUUGUGGAAAUACACAUCUCCGAAUCUCUACGGGGUUUUAGCGCUUCAGGUUAAAAAAGAAGGGUUUUGUAUGCGAUCAGAAUCAGCAGCAGCCCAAAAUCUCCAACCGAACAGGAAAGGAUACCAUGAAGAAUGAUGAGGUGGAGAAUCCUGAUGUGGAAGUUUCUGAAUCAGAAGACGAAGAUGUGAAGUUGACAGAACCUUCGAAAACCUCCAUAUACAACGCAGAUGGUCUCCUAGAUAAACUUGAUGACAUCAGGUGGCCUCAGAAUGUGGAAUGGAUACACAAGCUUUCCCUUGACAUCAAUCAAGAGCAAAAGGUGGACGUGAAUGAUGACCUAGCACGUGAGCUUGCCUUUUACACCCAGGCACUGGAAGGCACAAGACAAGCCUUUGUGAAGUUCCAAUCGAUGCAGCUUCCUUUUCUCAGGCCACCCGACUAUUACGCUGAGAUGGUGAAAAGUGAUUCUCACAUGGUGAAAGUCAAGGGCAGGCUUUUGGCGGAGAAGAGAAAGAUGGAAGAGGCAGACGAGAGAAGGAAGGCUAGAGAGUCCAAGAAAAUAGCUAAAGAGGUUCAGGCUCAGAAGCUGAAAGAGAGGGCCAAGAAUAAAAAGGAUGAGAUAGAGUCUGUCAAGAAAUGGAGGAAGCAGAGGCAACAGAGUGGGUUUGCUAGAGGUGACAAAGAUGGUGAUAUGGGUUUGAGCUUUGAAGAUGGGAAAUCGUUUGAGAAGUCUAAUAAAAAGAGGCCGGGGGUGGCUCCUUUUGAUCGCACUGGUGGGAAGGGAGGCAGAGGUGGUGCUGGCAAGGGGAAGGGAGGAGGAGCGGCAGGCGGAAAGAGGAAGGGUAGGGAUGUCAAGGACUCCAAGUUCGGGUUUGGAGGAAGGAAAGGUAUGGAGAAGCAAAAUACUGCUGAGACUACGAAUGAUUUUCGAAGCUUCAACCAAGGUGGGUCCUCCGGAAAUAAAAAAAGGAAGCGGUAAUCCAUUCAUUUUCAUUUUGUUCUGUGAUGUGCCUUUUUGUUAUUUAUGUUUGCUUGGAACUUUUAAGAUAUGUACGUUCUAUGGCAUUGAGCUUUAUUGGAUUUCUAGGAGCAUUUCUUCCAGUACUCUGGCGUGUUAAGGCCAUUUGUCAAUUAGUUGAUAUUUUCUCUCAACCUUGAACUUACCGUGCCCAUUGACAAGCCAAAUGCCGUUGAUUUGAGAUAUCUUGGAUUUGUUUGUUUACUA
Rhododendron vialii is the source of this 1261-nucleotide messenger RNA. Its product is annotated as probable rRNA-processing protein EBP2 homolog. The record is from RefSeq and is a predicted model, not a curated record. Gene Ontology annotation, cellular component: nuclear periphery; preribosome, large subunit precursor; nucleolus. Bases 161 to 1015 code for a protein of 284 amino acids. The transcript is spliced from 2 exons. Gene Ontology annotation, biological process: rRNA processing; ribosomal large subunit biogenesis. NCBI's taxonomy places the organism in Eukaryota, Viridiplantae, Streptophyta, Magnoliopsida, Ericales, Ericaceae.